CAUGUACCAUACAGAGCGGGAGCGUGGGGGGCACAGGCUGCACACCGGGCGCCCACCACCACCAUCACCCCCUCCAGUCCCUCUCCGUGUCUCCUCCUCUUCCUCCCUCCACUUUCUCCCAUUCAUCGCUCUGCCCCCGCCUCCUCUCUGUCUCUGUUCAGCGCUGUCCUCCCUUCUGUGCGAUCAUCCGGCUGAGUGAUCGGGUGCCAGAGAGGUUUGAUGGCAGAAACAAAGAAGCCAUGAAGACCAAGUAGAAGGAAUUGAAGAAUGCUUCUCCGAAACCGCUUUAUCUUACUGCUGGCCCUGGCUGCCCUUCUAGCCUUUCUAAGCCUCAGUCUCCAGUUCUUCUCCAGAUGGCUACCUGUCAGCAUGCAGCUUAAGACGCACACCCAUGUUCUCCCAGACACAAGUCAUGGCUGGAAGAAGUGGUCCAGGCCAGAUGGAAAAGACAGGAAAAGUGAACAUUACCAAUCUGAGAACACGUGUCUCAACUGGUUACCCGUUCGGUUCAUACCCGCUAUGUCCGAGAGGGAAGAAGCACUUAGUGCCAAAAAUCGUAAAAGAAUCAUGCCGGACCUGCUGACCGAGCCUUCUACAUCUGAUCCACUGUAUGAAGCCAACCUAUACUGUAAUACGCCUGGAGUAGCAGAGCGCAGCAUGGAAGGCCAUGCACCUCAUAACUUUAAACUGUUGUCCGUCCAAGUGAUGAUCCGUCAUGGUGAUAGGUAUCCGCUUUAUGCUAUUCCGAAAACCAAGAGACCUGAUAUUGACUGUGUCCUGGAGCCAGACAGGAAGCCAUCCCACCCAAACUUGGCAGAUUUUAUUAAUCACAUGGUAAAAGGAUCAGAAGGCCAGCUGGACGGUACGUUGAGCAGCCUGCCACGUUUUCCCAGCCAUUCCCAGUGCGAGAUGGGAGAAUUAACCCAAACAGGUGUUGUGCAGCAUUUGAAUAACGGACAAAUUCUGAGGGAAAAUUACUUGAAGAAACACAAACUUCUGUCAAAAGACUGGACGGCAAAGCAGCUUUACAUUGAAUCCACUGGAAAAAGCAGGACGCUGCAAAGCGGGCUGGCCUUACUGUACAGCUUCCUGCCUGGCUUUGACUGGAAGAAGAUGAGCAUUAAGCACCAGUGGAGCAGUAUAUUCUGCUCCAGUCACUGUGACUGUCCCAUGAGGAACCACUACCUGGAAGAAGAGCAGCGUCGCCAAUACAGCUAUAGAAUUAAAAACGUCCAGCUCGAAAAGACUUAUAUUGAUAUGGCCAAAGUGGUCGGGGUCCCCACUAGGCUGUUAAGAGCCUCCAAUCCCAUCGACUCUUUGCUAUGCCAUUUUUGCCACAAUGUCACCUUCCCCUGCACCAAGAAUGGAUGUAUAGACAUUGAGCACUUUAAGGUCAUCAAAGCACAUCAGAUCGAGGACGAGCGGGAGAGACAUGAGAAGCAGCUCUAUAAUAAGUAUUCACUUUUGGCAACCUACCCUCUGUUAAACCAGACCGCCAGCCGAAUGCAACGGGUAUCAGAAGGCAAACAGGCCGAAGUGUUUGCCUUAUACUCUGCCCACGAUGUGACCCUCUCGCCUGUCCUCAGUGCCAUUGGUCUCACGGAGGCCAGGUUCCCUCGUUUUGCCGCGCGCUUAGUAUUUGAACUAUGGCAAAAUACUGAGAAACAAAAGGAACACUAUGUUCGAAUUCUGUACAAUGGGGAGGAUGUCACUUUCCAGACUUCGUUCUGCAGGGAGCACCAGAGGCGCUCAAGCCGGCCUCUAUGUCCACUUUCCAAAUUUGUCAACUUUGUGAAGAAAGAAAUGUUCUCAGCCCUGAACAGUACCAACUAUUAUGAUGCGUGUCAUUAAAGGUUGUUUUAGGGGUCCAUUCACACGUUCAUAGUUCUGGGUCCCCUUUGGACCCAUUAAUUUCAAUGGGGCCGCAAAAGAUGCGAACAGCAUACCGCGUGAUGUCUGCAUCCAUAGUUCCGUUCGGCGGCCCCGCAAAAAGAUAGAGUGUGUCCUAUUCUUGUCCCCAAUCGCAGAGAAGAAUAGGCAUUUCUAUCAUAGGGCCAGCCAUGUGCGGUCCACAAAAUGCGGAACGCUCACGACCGGUAUCCGUGUUUGGCGGACCGUCUGAAUGGACCCUUAGAGUGCAAUUCAUGACAAGAAACCAAUGAAUCCAUGGCAAUAUCCACUACAGGAGACGUUCAUCUUGGUCCAGUAACCGCGCAGAGCCGUCUACAUUGCGCUGCUGCGCGGUUUAUGUUGACAGCACAGACCACAUCUAAGCUGCCAACUGAGCAGAGUGUCUGCCGUGCAGAUUUGUUCCACGGUCCCGCUAGCUCCAGUCAUUAACCUUCUGUGUAAGGCGUAAGGCAGAGAUUGGAUUGCGUUACCUUAACUGUAGUCUGGAUCUAUUCCACACCUGAAAUCUCAGAUGUGACUGCAGUUUACCCCUAUACUUCCCCCUAUCAUUGUCUCAUGGGUUUUGAAAGCUGAGUUAUGGGCAGCUGUUUGUGGAGUCUAUGGCACUGAUUUAUCUUGCAUUCACUCCAGAAUUCUUGCUUCAUUAAGUCGAGAAAUGGGGCUUUUGUGA
Bufo bufo (common toad) is the source of this 2581-nucleotide messenger RNA. RefSeq names its product 2-phosphoxylose phosphatase 1 (gene PXYLP1). NCBI's taxonomy places the organism in Eukaryota, Metazoa, Chordata, Amphibia, Anura, Bufonidae. The coding region runs from base 268 to 1851 and encodes 527 amino acids. Gene Ontology annotation, biological process: glycosaminoglycan biosynthetic process; dephosphorylation; chondroitin sulfate proteoglycan biosynthetic process. The record is from RefSeq and is a predicted model, not a curated record. The transcript is spliced from 8 exons. Gene Ontology annotation, molecular function: phosphatase activity. Gene Ontology annotation, cellular component: Golgi apparatus.